AUGGUUUUGUACCUCUUGCGAAGUUGCUGUCAGCCAUGGCAAUAUGAUCAGCCUGAUGCAGAUCGAAGAUCAUGGUAUGCAAGAUCGUUCGAUUCGAGUACUUUUAAAGAUCAUCGGAGUGUACAUGCGAUCGAUGAAGACCGCCGUAUUUAUCGAAAACCAUACGUCGUACUAAACAGAACUCCGAAACCAAAAUCCGAAUUUGAUGACAAUAGCUUUGUAUCUUAUAGCGUUCCUUCAUCAAUACCUCUCUCGGAGGCAUCAGUGUCUGGUAUAGAUAACAGAACGAAACCGAAUGGUGUCAGAAAUUAUACCAUCAAUGUAACACGAAACUACUUUGUAGAAAAUAGUCCACCUGUCAAAGCCAAAUCAUCUUUGCGUGCUACUCGAGUGUUGCACGAAUCAAUCUUCUUCACAGUGAAUAUGGCGGUUGAGGAGAUCACUGAUGAUCCUAACUGGGAAAUGUUAAGUGAUGAUCUAGUUUGUGAUACAAAGAACAACCGAUCAUUAUUACUAAAACAAGCUGUAGUAGACAACGUUGUCGGCUACUCACUGUUAUCUCAGCAAAAUAUCAGAUCUGUAAAUCCGCCAGCAGUUUACCUUCAUCAACCGAAAGCUUACGAGGCUGAAACGAAUCCGUUGCAUUUUGCAAUCGUACGGAGUCAUUCACCAUGGAUCACCAAUGAAAUUGUCAGUUCUACAGAAACGGAAAUGAGUGGUCACGACUCAGAAUCAGCUUUCAUCACAAUGCGUCCAUUGACACCGGAGAAAGCAUUACCUGACAUGUCAACAGAUACUGAUGAAUAUAAGACAGCAGACAUUGACGAGGUACAAUUCCAAUUUCAAGAACUUUUUCGUGUGCACAAACCGAAUGAACCGUACAAAGAAUUUUUUCUGACAUCUGCUCUUUCGGCAUUGCCAAUUUUCCCAGAACACGACUCUUAUCAUUAUAAUGAGGUUAUCGAGCCAAUAGUUCAAACACAGCCCAUAGAAGCUAUUUUGGAUUCUAUUGACGGCAAUGAAAUUUUUGCAUUGCCUGUCUCGUCACGUGCCCGUUACGAAGAACCACUAGAAAUGUACUAUUAA
This is a messenger RNA of Adineta ricciae, 1086 nucleotides long. The record is from the annotation of a GenBank genome assembly. Lineage: Eukaryota; Metazoa; Rotifera; Eurotatoria; Adinetida; Adinetidae.